CCAAAAAAAAUAUGGUCCAAUUUCAUCCUCAUCAUUCACCAACCCAAACCGGUCUUUCCUGUAAAGUAUUAUGAGGAGCAAUAUAUAAACGAAGCAGUAGUGUUCUUCGUUCAUCAGCUGGAAAUUGCUCUUCACUCCCUUCGUAUCCAAAGAAAUGGCCUCAAAUGGAGUUAAACAACCUCCAGAGCCUUCACCUUUGAGAAAGGCCAAAUUUUUCCAGGCAAACAUGAGGAUUUUGGUAACAGGUGGUGCCGGUUUCAUUGGCUCUCACCUUGUUGACAGGCUGAUGCAGAAUGAGAAGAAUGAGGUGAUUGUUGCAGACAACUAUUUUACUGGAUCAAAGGAUAACCUGAAGCAAUGGAUUGGACAUCCAAGAUUUGAGCUCUUACGUCACGAUGUCACGGAGCCAUUGCUAGUUGAAGUGGACCAAAUUUAUCAUCUUGCCUGUCCAGCUUCCCCAAUUUUCUACAAAUAUAAUCCUGUGAAGACAAUUAAAACAAAUGUAAUUGGGACCCUUAACAUGUUGGGACUUGCAAAGAGAGUUGGUGCAAGGAUUCUCCUCACUUCCACAUCUGAGGUUUAUGGAGAUCCUCUUAUCCACCCACAGGACGAGAGCUAUUGGGGCAAUGUUAACCCAAUAGGGGUAAGGAGCUGCUAUGAUGAGGGGAAAAGAGUGGCUGAGACGCUGAUGUUUGAUUAUCACAGGCAACAUGGAAUUCAAAUCAGAAUUGCUAGAAUCUUCAACACUUAUGGCCCUCGAAUGAAUAUUGAUGAUGGUCGCGUGGUUAGCAAUUUUCUUGCGCAGGCAAUUCGCAAUGAGCCUUUGACUGUGCAGUUGCCCGGAACUCAAACUCGCAGCUUUUGCUAUGUGUCUGACAUGGUUGAUGGCCUUAUUCGUCUUAUGGAGGGAGACCAUACGGGACCUAUUAACAUUGGGAAUCCAGGCGAAUUUACCAUGCUUGAAUUGGCGGAUGUCAUGAAAGAGAUGAUUAAUGGGGAGGUGAAGAUAAAGGAGGUGGAGAACACGCCGGACGACCCGCGGCAGAGGAAACCGGACAUCACAAAGGCGAAGGAGUUGCUUGGUUGGGAACCAAAGGUUAAGUUGCGUGAUGGCAUUUCUCUCAUGGAGGAAGACUUGCGCAGCAGGCUUGGCAUUCCAAGAAUGUCUUAGGAAUAAUUCCUGUGCCUGAGA
This is a messenger RNA of Cuscuta campestris, 1192 nucleotides long. The record is from the annotation of a GenBank genome assembly. Lineage: Eukaryota; Viridiplantae; Streptophyta; Magnoliopsida; Solanales; Convolvulaceae.